UUCAUGUCGCACGUGUUUAAUUUUAGGUUAUGAUGUUUGUUUAUCCUAAGUUCAAGUACGAGAAGGAGCUUCAUACAUAAGUUUAAUUUUAAUACGUUAAAUAUGAAUAAUAAUAUUGUAGAUCUUCUUCAACGUUCUCUAGAGUUUACUCCAAACAAUCAGUAUUUUAAAGACUUUUUGGAGUCUUGUCUUGAAAAUGGAGUUUUUCAUAAGAAGGAGAAUGCAGAAACCAUUAUAAAACAUAUCAACACCAACUUAAAUAAUUCAUUUGACAGAGAAAAAGGUCUUCUCUUACUUAUAUCUUUCUUACCUCAAAUUUCUGUAGAAGUGUUUUCCAACAAUGCUUUAUCUUGGAUGCUUCACUGCAGCAAGUUUAUCUACCAAAGAUGUGGAGUUAUUGACAGUCUUUCAAUCAGAGCACUGACAAAGCUGAUUAAGUUGUCUGUGAAGUUUCCAGAAGUGAAUAAAGAGACUGCUAAACAGAUUGUUCCAAGAUUUUUAUUGGAAAAUGUGAAGCAUAAAACGAAUAUUCAGGUUUCUGUAGAACUUCUAGAGUGUCUGCAAGCUUGUAUGUCUCAGUAUUCAGGCCCCUCGGGUGAAUUCAAAACUGACAUAUUGAAGCUGCUGUUGAGAACUGUCGAAGGGAAGCCAGCUGUGGUGGGAGUGGCGGCACGAUGUGUACCACUGCUAGCUAGGCUGGGAGGUGGGGGAAAGCAAGGUGCAACGUACAAGACAUCAUGGCAGCAGCAACAGUUAUCUCUUAUCACACUAUUGCACUCUCUCCUCAAUAAGAUAUACGACCAUAUCGACUGUGUCAUGAUUGCAGAGUCGACAUCACAAGGUGAGCUGCUAGAGUUGGAAUCUGUAAAUGAAAAAAAUGUGCUGUUAAGAACUCAGAGACUAGCAGCGCAGUUCUCAUCAGUGAGUCAGUUCCUGCAAUGUAUGCUGUUAGAAGAAUUCCCUGUUGCCAAGGCAGUAGCACCCAAUGCCAUUCUGGAUGUGAUAACUCAUGCUCAAAAGCCAACACAUGCUUCACUCGGCUCAUCCUUAGAAGCCCUUGCUGUCAUGUCUGUCUUACCUUCUAUUCAAGUGGCUGCCAUGCGACUUCUGGAAUCUUUAGUUCUGUGCUUGGGGCGUAAUAUUGUGCCACUGGGAAGCCAAGUCUGCUACUUGUGCUCUCAAGUAACUGUCUGGACACACCAGCAAAUCUCUGACUGGCCGUACGCUAUGGACAAGCCUUUUAGAAAUACUCGCCUAGCAGCCUAUUGCUGCCUGUACUCUUGGCUGAAUGUGGUUGGAACUGCUAGCAACUUGGAUAUGUUGAUGGAAAAAGUGUUUCCUAUCAUUUUAGGUGAUAUAAACGUUGAGAAACCUACUGUAAAACUCAAGGUUGGUUCCAAGAUGGGCAAGGGCAAGAAAAAAACUCAGAUGUUAGUCAAUGAAGAAGAUCACAGUGAGAAGCUAGGCAAUGAUGUUGCCAACAACCAGUUGUGUGAGAGAGCUGUGUUGGUGCUGUCCCUGAUGAUCAAAACUAUCGCCUCAACUGUUCAAUCAGAUAUCUACAAGAGUAUAGCAGAUACUAUAUUAAAGCUAUCCACUGAGUUACCUGUUCCAUACGGUGAUGUCAACUGCCGUUGUGCUCUUUACCAACUGCUGGUAACUCUGUGCCUACAGUUCCACCCUACUGUAGCCCCACCUCUGGCUCCUGCGAUUGCUGUCUUCACUUCUAACUUACAUCAUCCCGACCCUCAGGUGAAGUCUGUAUGUACAUCAGCACUGAACAGUCUAGGAAGGAUGGUUCGUCCGAUUGCGCCGACUCUCUAUUUCCCAUUACCCAAGGAAAAACCAAAGCCUUUGUCUAGAGAAAGUUCAGAGGAGAAAAAUGAAGCUGAUCCCUUGCCUAAGAGGAGGCGGAUAGAACUGAAUGAUGAUUCUGACUCUGUUUCUAUUGUAUCAGUAGUGACAGAGGAUGAUAAUUGUGGAUCAAAAAUCAAUACUUUAUUUAGCCAGAACAAAUUAAAAGAUCAAGAAAAAGUUAUUUUGGAAGUAUCCAACAGUUCAGAUGAAAUUGAAGAAAUUCUUACAGUUGAUACUCAACCAGAUGAAGAAGAAAGAACCGUUAAUAUAGAUGAAAAUAUAGCAGAUAAUGAGGUAAAUGUAAAGACAAACCUUUCUAUCAGUGUUGAAAGUGCCGAGAAUAAUAUUUUACCAAAUGAAGAUAUGGACAUUUCAUCUUUCAAAAAGCAAGAUAAUAAAAUAGAAUUAACUCAAUCAAACAGCAAACCCAGUACAGAUAAGGAGCAAACAGGUCUUAUCGCUAAUCAUCCACAUGAGGUGUCGGACAAUGUUGUUUCAGUAAGUGAAGCUAUACCUGAGCAAAAGGAUGCUGAUGUAGUUGAAAUGCUCAUGGAUUUCCAGGAUGAAGUUGGCAGUGGCAAUGAAAACUGAUUUUCAUUACAUUUCCUGACAAUUCCUGUCAUGGCCAUUUAAGAUUUUUUUAUUUUAGACAAAAAUCUGAAAUUUUUUUGUAAUUAGUCUGCUGUAAAACCCACACAUGCCCUAUGUAAUACAAUACAACAGAUCGUUAAUUUUAUACCAAAAGUUACUCACAAUUCUAGUUUGAUUUCUUUUGAGUUUGAUAAAAAAUACAGUUUUUUAUUGUACUACUUUAAAUCAGUAUUUUUUUGUUAGAUCGUGUCUUUGAUGAAAAACAAUAAUAAUUUAUGCUGUAUGAGUGUAAUAAAGGCAAUAUAAUAGUUUAUUGUUGAUCUGAAAUAUAUAAAAUUGUUUUAUCCAUA
Messenger RNA from Homalodisca vitripennis (glassy-winged sharpshooter), 2798 nucleotides. Its product is annotated as proline-, glutamic acid- and leucine-rich protein 1-like. Bases 103 to 2448 code for a protein of 781 amino acids. The record is from RefSeq and is a predicted model, not a curated record. Gene Ontology annotation, cellular component: nucleus. The transcript is spliced from 12 exons. Lineage: Eukaryota; Metazoa; Arthropoda; Insecta; Hemiptera; Cicadellidae. Gene Ontology annotation, biological process: rRNA processing.